AUGUUCGGAAUCGACAACCCAGUCAGCAGCGGAUCUAGUGCCACCACGCGCUCCUCAAAGCAUGAUCAAGAUGAUUCCGAGGCGGUAUGGCGACGAUCCAUCGAUGCUCUAAUCGAGCCGGUCAACUCCAUGGUUGAGGCUAUCCGCAACGGCAUCGAACACACCACCAUACAACUCGAGCUCGUAACUAAAUCCCCAAAGGCCGAUGAUAAGGCUAAAAUCGACACCGAAGCUGAGGGCGGAAAAGUCAGACCCAGCGACGCAAAUUUUUCUAAACAUCUGGAAGAGAUGCUGAAUGAGUUCUCGGCCGGAAGAAUUGAAGCUCUGAAUGCGUGGGCCAACAGUAAAGGUCUCUCACCGGACCAAAUGGAGGAACUGCAGUCUUGUGCUUCUCGCGACUUUGGUCAAGAUCCGGAUUCAGCGCGCGUACCCAUCGAUCGCCAGCAGCUGUUUCUGAUCCUGUACAUUCAACACAUGCUUUACACCACCGGAAUAGCAGUGCUUGAGCUUAGUAAAUUUUCCGACCGCCUCGUUGCUGAAGGUGUCAUGUCGCGCAAUCGUCUCAUUGUGCCGUCGUUUUCGAGAGUGAGACGCUGGACUCUGUCUAUCUGGGAUACAGCGGAUCAAGCGCUUGCUGAUGACGACCGGCCAAGCUCAAGAGAAGAGAAAGACAUGCUAUACGGAACUUCCGGCCGGUCUACUGAUGACAUUGAUCAUCUUCCACCCACCAAUGCAUUUGAAAGGUUUGGAGUCAAAAUCAGACGCUUCCAACAAUUCUUGAAAGGACCCGAGUUGGGUUUUGGCUUCAGAUCAGGCUGUGCAACAAUGUCCUGCGCUAUCCUUGCAUAUCUCCAUCAGACUCAAUUCAUCUUCACGCAUUACCGACUUAUCUGGCCAGUCAUCAUUGCUGCCAUUGGAGCCAACAUGUCGGCAGGACAAUCUGGAGUUUCUUACAUGCUUCGUAUUCUUGGCUCAUUCGCGGCAUUGAUAAUAUGUUACCUCGUGUGGUACAUUCCGAACGGCCAUGUUGCUGGUGUCAUUGUGUUCAUGUGGUUCUUCUCGUUCCUCCAGAUGUACUUCUUGAUCAAGUGGCCCAAGUACUUUAUUGGCUGGCUAGUCAUCUUGAUCACAGAAGUGUUGUCCAUUGGCUACGAAUUGCAAGUCGCAAAGAUUGGUGUAGCGGCCGCGACUUCUACGGGCGUCUACUUCUAUCCCGCGUUUGAUGUUGCAGCCAUGCGCGUAGCUUGUGUGCUCUGGGGAACUGUUGUGUCGAUCUUCUGGACAUAUCUGCCUUACCCGAUCACAGCCCGAGGGUUCUUGCGUAGAGAUGUGGCAAGGAUUAUGCACUUGCUUGCGAACUAUCACGCUGUGGUGCAUGUUACCAUCAAGACCAGAUUGCGAGGCGCGGAGGGCGAUUCGAACGACAAGGCAAGUCGAGGUCAUGUUCUGUCCAACACACGGAGAGCCAUGUUCAACAAAAUUAUGGUACUCACAGCGACCGCAAAGCACAACGUCUACCUUCAGAAGUACGAGCCCAGUCUCGGUGGUCGCUUCCCCAUAGCAAUGUUCGAGGACAUCCUGUCCCAGCUUACUGUACUCCUGGAUUACAUGUCACUACUUUCCUAUUCCACCGAAGUAUGGUCCAUCGAUGGCCCCACAAACCACUACUUCCAUCACUCUCAACGUAGCCGUCGCUGGCUACAAGAUCUUGCCGAGCUGAUCCUACCAAUCGAGCCCACCGAGCAGAGGGUGACUCUGGUCCUAUCACAGCUUUCUUCUGCCUUGGACACUGGUAGACCACUUCCCGCAAAGACACAAUCAAUGGAGCCUUUUUUGCUGUCACAGAAGCUCAAGGAGUUGGACCCGGAUAUCUUGCACAUGAGGCAUAUGCUGGAACUAGGCUAUUCCACUUAUGCUGUGACGGAGAUUAUUUCCAGUAUGAUUACGCAUAAGUUGGAUCAUUUGGUUAAGAGUGUUGAAAAUUUAGUAGGUGUUGUUGAUUUUAGUCGGCAUGGGUUGUUCGAGGGAGUUAAGCAGGCUUGA
This is a messenger RNA of Aureobasidium pullulans EXF-150, 2043 nucleotides long. RefSeq lists its product as uncharacterized. NCBI's taxonomy places the organism in Eukaryota, Fungi, Ascomycota, Dothideomycetes, Dothideales, Saccotheciaceae. The record is from RefSeq and is a predicted model, not a curated record. The transcript has 5 exons. The coding region runs from base 1 to 2043 and encodes 680 amino acids.